AUUUUAAAAAAAAUCUGCAUUUAAUGUCAAAUCAUCGAACAGUAUUUUCGACUGCUAAUGUCUGGGCGUGCAUCAGCAGUGGACGACUUCUUACGUGCUUCGCUCAGGUCCUCUUAAGGGAGCUUUUUAAAAUGAUACCCUCCUCAUACAGCCUCACAGAAAUUCAACGACGGAUGGAUGAAGUCAAGCGGUUUCUGAAUAUAACUCUGAGCAUCGCCAAUGCUCACACGGUGGAGUUUUACACUCACGACGUGUGGAACCGUUUCAUGGCGGUGCCACCUCAGGAGGUCCUGUCAACAGUGAGCACAUGCAGUGACCAGCAGAGGGAGCCCGAACACAACGCAAAAGAGCAAGCCGGGACCACCUUCGGGUUUUGCAAUGAUACAAACCGGCUGGUUGAUACCCGUGAACUGUUGCAGGCGGCCAAGGCCCACUCUCUUCCUGGCCUUGGAGUCUGUAUGAGCAGGGAUGAGCUACUGCAGGCCCUCAGAGAGAAGAGGGAAGAGAAUGGUGCUGAGCUGGAGCCAGAUGAGUUCAUGAACUCUAAGAAAUCUCAUGAGGUCCAGUCCAUGUCUGAGGUGGUGGCCUGUCUGGCUCAGCGCUGUGGAGUCAAACAGGUAAUAGAUAUAGGCUCGGGAAAAGGCUACCUGAGCUCCUUCCUGUCCCUGCAGUAUGGCCUCCGGGUCUACGGCAUCGACUCCUCCACCACCAACACCCACGGAGCCCAGGAGAGGAACAGGAAGCUGAAGAAGUUCUCCAGGGCAUACCAGAAACACAGCAAGGCAAUGAAGGCACAGAGCGAGGCCACUCACUCACCUCAGGAGGAGUUAGCAGAAAUAAAGCCCCUAAUGAAUGGAGGCGAUGAUGUUUUAUAUGUCGAUGGGGAAAGUGUUAUGUCACAGGAGGAGGAGAAGGUGUUCAUCGGCUUGUUAGAGGUCAAACCUGCAAUGGAGAGGCAUCAAGAGCCAAACCCAGAAACAGAGGAGCUCUUCCUCGGUGCCCUAUCGGUAGACGUGAUACAGACUACAUCCCCCCGAGUUCCCCCCAGCCAACUGAGUGCUGAGGAGAGGGAGAGGAGGAAGAGGGAGAACCUGGAGAGGAAAGCUCAGAACAGAAGCGAUGGCGCCAGCACCGUGUUUUCACCCCUCACGUCUUAUGUUACUGCAGAAACGGAGCUCCGAGAGCUGAUCAACGAGCUGGAGGACGCGGUCAUGGUCGGCCUUCACACGUGUGGCGACUUGGCUCCCAGCACCCUGAGGAUGUUUGUGGCUAAACCGGAGCUGGCCGCAGUCUGCAGCGUGGGCUGCUGCUAUCACCUGCUGUCUGAGGAGUUUGACCCUGCUGGACAGGGGUGUUUGGACGGUAUGUGUGGUUUCCCUCUGAGUCAGUACCUCCGCGACCGGUCCUGGUUCUGUGGCAGAAACGCCAGGAUGUCUGCUUGUUUGGCUCUUGAGAGAGUUUCGCUCGGCCAAGGGAUUCAGAUGGAGUCUCUGUUUUACCGGGCAGUUCUUCACGUUAUUCUGAGGGAUCACUACAGCUCCUUUAAAAGUGAAAAGCGAGUUGGGAAUGUCUAUUCCAAGGCCAAAUCGUUUGUGGACUACGUUCGUCGAGCUCUACGCCGACUGGAACUGGAUGAAUCACAGCUUUUGGACAGUGACAUCCAGGGUUACCACGACACAUACAGGCCGCGAAUGGACGAGAUGCAUGCCUUCAAUAUGUUGAAGGUGGCGCUGGCCCCAUGCAUCGAAGGUCUGAUUCUCCUCGAUCGCCUCUGCUACCUGAAAGAACAGGUGGAUUUAUCAUUCUCUGCACUGGUGCAACUCUUUGAUCCCCUACUGUCACCAAGAUGUUACGCUGUUGUUGGCCUGAAGAGUUACAAAGUCAGAAUUUAAUGCUGAUGAACUUAUACAUAUGCGCAUGAUGAUAAUACGCAGGUCAUAAUUAUACAUGAUCAUAUCAGCAAUCUUCAGAAGUGAUUGUAUUAUGUAUGUAUUCUCUCCUGAUUGUUUUAAUUAUAUGUAUGAUUUAAUCAAAAUUUUAUAAGUUAUUUAUGCUGUCUCUGGAUUACUUUCAGUACCAUCUUCUUUUGUUUUAUAUGCUUAAUAAAUUUUUUAAUUUUUGUA
Messenger RNA from Micropterus salmoides (largemouth bass), 2123 nucleotides. RefSeq names its product methyltransferase like 25 (gene mettl25). The transcript has 12 exons. Bases 24 to 1892 code for a protein of 622 amino acids. NCBI's taxonomy places the organism in Eukaryota, Metazoa, Chordata, Actinopteri, Centrarchiformes, Centrarchidae. The record is from RefSeq and is a predicted model, not a curated record.